AAUUGAUUUUGUUUGACGGAACCCAACCUCGACAAGCAUCUCUUUCUACAGAGGGAGUUUCAAGGAAGAAGAUGGCGGAGCACUUGGCGUCGAUAUUCGGGACAGAGAAGGAUAGGGUGAACUGCCCGUUUUACUUCAAGAUCGGGGCUUGCAGGCAUGGCGACCGGUGCUCGCGUCUUCAUACGAAGCCCAGCAUCAGCCCCACACUGCUGCUAUCCAAUAUGUACCAGCGCCCCGAUAUGAUUACUCCUGGUGUCGACCCUCAGGGCCAACCUCUCGACCCCAAGAAGAUCCAAUCUCAUUUCGAGGAUUUCUACGAAGAUUUGUUUCAGGAGCUGAGCAAGUAUGGGGAUAUCCAGAGCCUUAAUAUAUGUGAUAACUUGGCUGAUCACAUGGUGGGUAAUGUCUACGUCCAAUUUAGGGAGGAAGACCAAGCACAAAAUGCACUUCAGAAUCUCAUGGGGAGGUCUUAUGAAGGGCGGCCUAUAAUCGCUGACUUCUCCCCUGUGACGGAUUUCCGUGAGGCAACAUGUAGGCAAUAUGAAGAAAAUGUAUGCAAUCGAGGUGGAUACUGUAACUUCAUGCAUCUGAAAAAGAUAAGCAGAGAGCUGAGACAGCAAUUGUUUCGGAGAAGUAGAAGGAGGCAUGAUCGCAGUAGAAGCAGAAGCCAUAGUCCUCAUCAUCACAACUAUGAGGAGCGUCAUGGUUCAGGGAGAAGGGGUGAUCACCGCCACCAUGACAGAGGCAGAAGGCCUCGAAGCAGAAGUCCUGGUCGUAGGAGGGGACGAAGCAGAAGUCCUGGUGGUAGGAGAAAUAGGAGUCCAGUCAGGGAAAGCAGUGCCGAGAGAAGGGCAAAAAUUGAGCAAUGGAAUAAGGAAAGAGAAGAGGCAGAAUCUGCUAGAGAUUAUAGCAGCAAAAGUGAUGAUAAUAGCCAUGGUCUCAAACAUAAUGGUGGUGAAUCCAGUGACAAUAAUCUGCAUCCAUCUGAUCAAGGAAAUGGAAGCUAUGACUUCUAAAACCCAGGUGGUUUUCAUGGUGGGGAGGAUUCACCACUUUCUCCUUUUCAUCCUUCCAAGAAAUAGCUCAUGUUUGUGAUAUCACAAUGACACAGGCACAUGAUUGAAAAUCUUUUUCUAAAAGACUAACCAUGGACAGAAAAAUAACUGAUGAACUAUAGGAAAAAAAACCAUGAAAUACAGAUUCUGAUUGGUGAAUCCCAUGGAAGUCUUAGGAAAAGGAAGUCGUUGUGAAAUUGCCUCGCCUAGGUCAUACAUAAUGUCUUCAGAUUUGUUUUAUGGUCAGAGAGCUCUGCGCGACUUCCUUGUUCAUCCUCCUAUUGCACGUAGGAGCAUUCUCAUCUCUCUUUGGGGAUUGCUUUCAGUUUCUUGUUCUUUUGUGUUUCCCCUAGAAGCAUUCACAUUCUUUCUAAUAUUCAGGCCAAGUUGCCUUGACCAGAAAAACUCUGUUACCAUUUGAUUGCUGCCAUAUUCUCACAUUAGAAACUCAAUUCAAGGCAUUUCAAAAGUAAUUCAAACAGGUAAGCCUCCUCAGCCCCGGAACCUACAACAUGAAAGAACAUCGUAUCAAGUACAACCAUUACAAUUUUUAUGUAAUUUAAUCCACUCCUCUAAGUUUUGCAGGGUCGGCUACUCCUGCUGGGGAUGCUCUUUAUUCUAGCAGCUUAUAUUGAUAUUUGGGUACAGGUAAUCCGGUUUUGUCUGCAGAGAAAGAUCUCAAAAUUACAGCAUAUGUAGUGGCUAGUUUGCAUCUUGCAACAUACAGUUCAACGGAAAAGUUGCUACAUUAACAGUGACCUCCAGUGAUGACCAUGGUUAGUUCGAAGUGUGCCUGUCAGCAGAUGAUAAGUGUUCUUUUUCUCCUCCUCUUCCUAAAGAUGUGUAUCAUGGAAGUAUUUUCGUUUUCUUUCUUGUCUGUUGUUAGGUUAAUGUUAUUUACCUAUUAACUAAAAAUGUUUGGGGUUUAGUGUGUUAUCAUUACUACUAGUGGACAGCAAAAUUAGAGCUA
Molecule: messenger RNA, 2025 nt
Organism: Sesamum indicum (sesame)
Lineage: Eukaryota; Viridiplantae; Streptophyta; Magnoliopsida; Lamiales; Pedaliaceae
Product: splicing factor U2af small subunit B
Biological process (GO): mRNA splicing, via spliceosome
Cellular component (GO): U2AF complex
Molecular function (GO): RNA binding; metal ion binding
Source: RefSeq, a predicted model, not a curated record